UAUAUGCAGAAGAAAAACAAUAUUGAUGACAGGAUAUGUUUAACAAUUUGUAAGCCGAAUGUGUUAGUAAAAUGUUUGAUUGAAUGUGCACAAAAUGUUUGUGUAUUUCGUUGAAGCAUACAUGUAUGUACGUACGUAUGUAUUCUAACAAGUCUUGCAAUGAGCAACUGGAAAACCGCUAGACUGAUUAUCGACUGCUCCUGCACCUGCCACGUUCCGGUUGACCGCCUGCAGUUGACCAUUUCGCGUCCUGCGACGCAGGCAGCGCUGCCGCUGCUGUCAAAGGUUGCCACUUGACGGUGGUGGCUGCAGCUUGGUGCAGCGCCCAAAACUAUUUACCAAGCGCUGGCUGUGCCGGCAACAUCGCAGUAUAAAACAACAACAUUUACAAAGAGAGCGAGAACAAGAGCAACACAGAAACAAGUAAAACAUAUAAAAUAUGCACAAAUAAAUAAAAAAUUAUUGUGAUUGAAGCUAUAGCGAAAAUCUAAAGCUGAAACUAAAACUUCUACCGAUGCGCACAAAAUUGCAAGUGUUCAAAUUCGAAACGGAAUGAAAACAAAGCAAAAGCCAACUGCUGCUGCUGCGACGAGCGCUGCCGGAAGCACUCGACUGACAACCGUUAGGCAGCGCAGCAAAGAAGAAGAGUUAAUCAGACUGAGACAGCGCCAGCCACAGCCACAGCAAUGCGAACGCGAGCGCAAGCACGAGGCGGCCAGAAAGGAGAGAGAAGCGCAGGCGCAGCAGAAGAGAGCUGCAGUACCAAGGAGACGAACGCCGUCUCCGGCGCCGGCGCCGCCAACAGCGCGUCCGUUGUCAAAGCCCAUCAAUGACAGAGCUAAGCCGCAGACGGCAAUAGCUGGCAAACAGCCGGAGAAGAUCCAUGUAAAACCAGCUGCUGCCACUACUGCUGCUGGAAAUGUUACCUUUUGCGCUGGCCCUGCUCCUGCUGCAGCUACAGGCGAUGCCACCGCUGCCGGCAAUGCCACAGCUGCCGCCACCACUCCUGGCUCCGGCUCCAGCUCCGGCACCACUGACGAGGAGACCGCGAAGCUUCGACUGCAGCUAGAGCAUUUGGCGCAACUGUCGCAGCAAGACUUCGAGCGAGAAUUUCGCCAGUGGAUGGCGCAAGAGGGCAUCGAGGGCAAGAUGCAUGCGCAUCUGCGCAUGGAUCUCAUCAACACCUUCAACAGCACCUCGCUGGGCCAGCUGCUGAGCAAGGCGUCAGCGACCGCUGCACAGAUGAGCCAGCAACAGAAUUGCCUGCUCCUGUCGCCCAUAGCGCUGGCGCUGCACACGCUCGUCGCGGAGUUUCUCUAUGAGCAGAACUUCCAUUACACGCUCUCCGUUUUCUGCAGCGAGAUGCCGCAUCGCCAUACGCUGCCCGAUUUCGAGGGUCGGGCCGAGUUCCGAUUUAACCAGGAAGAGCUGCAGCAAGUGCUCACUGCGGUGCUGGGCGAGCACAGGGAAACGCCGGUUCAGUUCGGGCAGACGUUACUUCAGACUUAUGGCAAACCGAAGCAGUCGCUGCUGCUGGCGCUGCUCAAAACUCUGGGGGAUUCGCGUCGCACGGAUUUGACACAGGUCAACGAAAGCACAAUGACACAUAGGGCAUGGGAGAGCAGGACAGAGGCCACGCAAACAGAGCCGGCGGCAUGUGUGCAAAGUUCUCCAGAUGGUGACAACAGCCACCUGUACCAGACCGAGGAGCUGGUUGUGGCCGCCGACGGACGCACUGUGUUCAUUGGACCACGCGUCUCGCAGUCGCUGAAUGGCGUCGAGCAGCAGCUAUCCCAGCUGAUGCACUACAUGGAUGCACUCUGUAAAUCCUGUGCGCCACCUGUCGAAAUCAUCCCCUUCAAAGCGUUUGAGCAGCUGCUGCAGCAGGAGAUACUUGAGCGCGAGCGUCUGCUAGUUACUGGACAAACGCUGGGACCUGGACAGACGGCCAUACAGCUACCAGAGCUGACGCAGCAGCAUGAGACGCAGGUGGCGAGACAGGAUGGCAACACAGUGCUGUCCCCGGUGGGGCCCAUACAAUUGCCGGCGGAUUCGCCAUCAGUGCCAAAGCUGCCGCACUUGCAUGCGGAGCAGGUGGCCAGCCUGGCCAUGGUGCAGCAGGCUCUGCAGAAAUUCCAGCAGCAGACGCAUCAGCCCCAGGAUUGCAUGUACAUAACGCUGGACCGGCUGGAGGCGCUGGUGGGCGAGCUCGCCGGGUGUGUACAAACGCUGAGCAAUGUGCUCAAUCUGGCCAUGGAGCAAGAGUACGCCGUGGGCAGGCACAAGGGCUUCAAGCUGGGCUAUCGCGAGGGCUUCUCCCAUGGCCACUAUAUGGGCGUGCAGGAAGGCAUGCAGUGCCAGAAGCAACAGCAGCAACAGCAGCAUCGGGACACCUCCAGCCAAACCCAAAUACUGUCAGCACCAUGCACAAUGCAGACGGUCGCCACCCAAACGAGGCGAUUGCGCCAGCGGCACAUUACCACCAACACGGAUCACAUACAGCAAUGUUUGAAAGAUGCCGCCAGCCAGACGACUCCAGCUCCAGCUCCAGCUCCAGCUCCAGUCCCAGUUGCAGCUGCAGUACCCGCCCCGGCACCCGCUACUAAAGCAUCACCGUCACGUAGCUAUGAGCAAUGGAUCUUUGAGAUGCUGCACAGCCAUAGUGGUCACAUCUUUCUGGAGCGUGUUGAACUGUCGCUGAACAAAGCACUGGAACAGCAAAAGCAGCGCCUGGAUGAGCUCUUUGAUGUGAAACUGCGUCAUCACGCCGAACUGAUGCGCCUGAGUCGCAGGCAGAGCUCCUGGCGCACGCUGUGCCGGCAUGUGGAGCGUGACUCGCACUCCUCGGAAGCACGUGAGCUAGUGCACAAGAUAUUUCGGCUGCUGGAGCACUACGAGGCCCAUCACCAGCUGCUGGCCGAGAAGAUACAGCAAACGGAGUUGGCAGCCGAGCAGACAGCACGCAUCCAGCCGGUGUGGACCGACGCGGAGACCAACAACGAUGUCUGUCGUCUACCGUCCGCAUUAAGUAAACCCAAAUGUAAAUCGCCACCAGUACCGCCUGCGUCAACAGCAAGGACAAUAUCCGCGUCGUUUCCACAUAGUGUGCUGGGCUUAGCUGCGCCCUCAACUGGCGCAGCUCCGCCCGCUCCCGCUGCUGCUGUUGAGCCACCCAGACCGCAGCUAAACAGCGUUGCCACCAACACCAAUGGCCAGAGUAAGCACACCAUUGCGGAUGCACGCCCACAAGUCGUGCCCAGCUUCAAUGAAGCGCUGCUUAGCGCCAAAAACCGCAUGCUACAGCUGGAGCAGGAGAGCGAUCUGCUGGAGCAGAGCUUCCUGGGCUAUCUGGAGCGUGCGCGCGCCCAAAAACAGAAGCUCAAUAUUCGCGCUAGCUGUGCCCGCGAGCGCCAGCAGAUCCAUCGCACAUUGGACAGCUUUCGGGAGUGGCAGCGACGCAUACGGCGCGAGGAUGUGCAGCUGAACACGGUGAUUCCGCCAGUGGCAUCACCCGUUUACAGUGGCUCCGAGCUGGAUCAGGAUAGUUAUCAGUUCACCAAUGCCAUUGCCGUGGCCAGGCGCAAACUCUUCUCGGAGCUACAGGCUACCUCACACCCAGUGCUGCCAGCAGCAGCAGCGGCGGCUCCGCAAUUGGAACUGGAGCUGGAGCUGCCAGCGAUGGCAAACAAAAUGCUGGCCGACCAGGUGCAGCACGAGACACAACAUCUGCUGAGCCGCGUGGAGGCGACGUUGGCGCGCGUUUCCCAGCCCGCCAGCCUGCAGCUGAUGACCGCCGAAUCGCAGCUCGGCGCUGAGCUGGAAGCUGAUCUGCUAAGCAGCGGCACGCUCACCUCGCUGGCAGACAUGGAUAGGCUGAGCAGUGGUGGGGAUGGCGGCGAUGAGGCGAUAACGCCGCCCGCCAGUCGCAAAUUGCAGCGUUCCAUGGCCAGAAUGAAUCAGCUUUUUGGCACCCAUGCCGAAGCACAGGCCUCGACACGAGCAGAUGCCUUGCCAAAGCCUAACAUGAAGCCACCAUCGCGUCCUUGGAGUGCACCCACAAGUAUACUGAAUUCGACCUGCCCACCCACUGCUCUGGCCCAGCGGCCGCACACAGCGCCAAGCAGCCGCACGGAGGUGGCUCCAGCUCAUGCUGGGGGUCCGAACCUUCUGGGUCUGCUGGACGCGCUAAGCGAUGUUGGCAACACAACGGCCAAUUCAAGCAGCCUGGGCAGCAACCUGGGAAGCAAUCUGGGCAGCAGCCUAGACAAUCGUCCCACUGCCAUGCGUGAGGUGUACGCGCAGCUGGUAAGCAAUGCCUCAUCCGCAUCGCAUGCAUCCUCAAGUCCCUCGGCCCUGUCACAUAGCCUGGAGUUCUGGAAACGCGUGAAUCUGUGAUGAUACGGCGACGCGACGAUUGCUUUGCUGGACGCGCUCGCAGAUGUGUCGCUGCGAUCCUGACUAGCAAAGCUAUCGCCCCCAGUCCAGCCCCGUCAAUACAAUAAAGCUUGAUACACUCGUGCAUACAUAUACUAUAUAGUUUAUAUUCUUGAUAAGUUAGUAACUCUUUUUAGCUCGGCUCCUCCAAAAUUAUGUCAGUAUGUCCAAAGAUCUUAAUAUACAUAUAAAUACCUUAUCAUAUUAAAUAUAGUAAGUCGAAGUAGUAGGCUUAUAAACAAUUAACUAUAAACAGAAAAAUUCAGUAUCCUUCGGGUGGAGGAAAUUCAAUAUAAAAUAAGAGGUAGGCUAAGAUAAAUUAGGUUUGGUUAUAUUCUUGAAUAUAGAACUUUUUUUUAUUCGUAACUGUCC
Messenger RNA from Drosophila montana, 4806 nucleotides. RefSeq names its product uncoordinated (gene unc). Lineage: Eukaryota; Metazoa; Arthropoda; Insecta; Diptera; Drosophilidae. Gene Ontology annotation, molecular function: protein binding. The record is from RefSeq and is a predicted model, not a curated record. Bases 553 to 4395 code for a protein of 1280 amino acids. The transcript is spliced from 4 exons.